GUAAUAUUAGCUUUUAUUCUAAUAUUGUUUUUUUGCUAAUUAUGCUAGUCCCUUCUGAAUCCCAACUACCGAUUGGGGAUAAUAACGACGAACUACUUGAAUUACUCGCAGAUUCUUGGGAUAAUUCACUUAAAACAAAAGUGCUUGAUUCAAAAUGGACACGUGAAUACUUGACCCAACUUACCUCCUUACCACUUAAUAAACUCUUGCAAGAGCCUCAUGAAUUAGAAGAGGAACAGGCAAAGAUCAAACGUAGUGCACAACAACUUGCCUUUCGUGAAUACCCUUCUUUUCUUCAUGCACAAACGUGUCGACAUCAGGCGAAGGAUACGUUUGAUAAUCUCGAUACUCAAUUAAAUAACUUUUCAUCAUCUAUACCUGAGUUACAGAAGGCUUGUGAACUAUUUAAUAGCCAGGCAGAAGAGAUAAAAAAGGAACGUGAAAAGAUUAAGAAUGUACUUGACGUUCAACAUGUUUUGACUGAAUUGUUAGAGAUUCCUCAAUUGAUGAAGACCUGUGUAAGAAAUGGUUAUUAUUCAGAAGCUAUGGAUCUUGCUUCCCAUGUACGUUUGUUACAGGUACGAUACCCAUUAUCAAUUGUCAAAGGCAUUCAACAAGAGGUACAAGCCUCUUCAGAUCUUAUGUUGGUUCAACUUAUUUCUCAUUUACGUAAACCAAUACGACUUGCAGCUGCUAUGAACGUUGUAGGAUUUUUACGUCGUAUGGACGUGUUUGAUACAGAAAUAGAAUUACGUAUGGUAUUUUUAAGAAGUAGACAUGAUUUUUUACAGCAACGAUUGGCACGUAUAAAACGAGAUAUCUCUGAGGACAGUCGACAGAAGAGUUCUGACGCAUUUGAAUAUUUAAAGAGAUUUAUGGAUGUGAUGCGCGAACAAUUAUUUGAAAUUGGUACUCAGUAUAUUUCUAUUUUCUCUAACGAGCAAAGCACACUCUUACCAGAUUAUAUGAUUCAUGUGAUUGAGUUAAUCAAGACAACCUUAAACACCUAUCUUCCAAUGAUCGAAGAUAGUUCUUCUUUAUCCUCUAUUUUAACUCAGCUUCAGUAUUGCGGCAUGUCAUUAGGACGUAUUGGAUUAGAUUUUAGACACAUCUUUGUGCAUCUAUUUGAAGAGGCCUUAGAACCGUUGAUAAUAAAAUGGAUCAACACGGCCACUGAGGAGCUUACAGUGACGAUUCAAAGGGCUACAGAAGAAUGUUUAGCGCCUAGUGCUUGGAUGCUAUCCAAACUUAUCUCCCAGCAAAGUAAUUUGCAUGGUGAUGAGUCUAGACGGCAUACCUUUCAGCCUCCUAUGUUAUUGGUCGACUAUCCUUCACUUGCCAUCUUUACCAAUGGUAUUUUAUCCGUUUUUAAUUCAUUACGACUUUUACCAGCAAUUAGUUUAUACGAAACUAUCCAACACCAUUUAGAGUCCUGCUUUUUAGAUAUUGGGAUUGCUCUUAAGCAAUACUGUGAUCAAGCCCUUUUACAAAUACCAGAGGAAAUGAACUAUCUCCAACUCUAUUCUGCUGUUUAUGUUCGAUGUUGUCUACCUUAUUUAAAGUCAUGUCUUAUGGAUGGUAUUUAUGGUAACUUGCCUGUUCCAUAUGUCAUGAGUGAAGAUAUUGAAAAGCUAUUAGUGACGUACUUACCAGUAAUGGAAAAGGAAGAUACGAAAGAAGAAGAUAAUGAAGUGAAUGAUGUUGUUGAAGACAAAAGUAAGCGAAAAGAUGUUGAGGAGGAUUGCGAUAUUAUAAAAGAAGAAGUAAAAGCAGAUGAGAGCGAAAAAAGGGAUAUUCAAGUAGAAACGAAGAAUACUAAAGAGGAAGAGGAUGUAGAAAAUGAUAUACAAGAAGAAAAGCCUAGGAAAAGUAGCUUGAAGCAAGGAGAGAAUAUGAAUGAAGAUCUUGAGGAAGGAGAUACUAGAAAAGUAGAUGAUGUAAUAAAAUAUGCAAAUACUUCUGAUAAUAAAGAUAUAGAAGAUAAGGAGACAGAAUCAAAAAAAAGUGAAAAUAAGGAAAAUCACGUUGAAGUUAACUCUAAAUUAGAGCAAAACAAUGAUAAUAAUUAUGAAAAUAAUACAAAUGAAGAAGAGAAGAAUAAUGAAAAUAAAGAGAACAUUACUGUCUCUAAUUUAGUAUCAACAAAUGACAAAAUAGUAGAAAUAGAAACUGAUAAAGAAUGCAAUUCAGAAAAUAGUAUAACUAUGCAGCAAGAAGAAGAAAAAAAUGAUACCCAAGAAAAUCUAAGCAAAGAAAUAGAAGAUAAAACUAGGCUCGAUCAGAGAGCUGAAAAUGAAGUCAUCUCGGAUAAAACUAAUAGCGAGGACAUAAGGGAUAGUAAUUUAAAAGAAAAUUACUCUGAUAAUAAAAAUAGAGAAAAAGAUGAGCCAAAACAACAACAGAGAAAAUCCCUACCUACAAACAAAAAAUCUAAAAAGCAUAAUAAAGGCAAAAAAGGCAGGCGCUGAAUUUAAAAAAUAAUAAUAAUAACAAUAAUAAUAAUAAUAAUAAAAAGGCUAAUAAUAAAACAGGAAAA
This is a messenger RNA of Cokeromyces recurvatus, 2536 nucleotides long. RefSeq names its product Dor1-like family-domain-containing protein. The record is from RefSeq and is a predicted model, not a curated record. The transcript has a single exon. Gene Ontology annotation, biological process: intra-Golgi vesicle-mediated transport. Lineage: Eukaryota; Fungi; Mucoromycota; Mucoromycetes; Mucorales; Mucoraceae. Gene Ontology annotation, cellular component: COG complex. Bases 42 to 2468 code for a protein of 808 amino acids.